Messenger RNA from Conger conger (European conger), 3238 nucleotides. It is a transcript of the gene hhat, whose product is annotated as hedgehog acyltransferase. Gene Ontology annotation, molecular function: palmitoyltransferase activity. Gene Ontology annotation, biological process: protein palmitoylation. The transcript is spliced from 12 exons. The coding region runs from base 157 to 1683 and encodes 508 amino acids. Lineage: Eukaryota; Metazoa; Chordata; Actinopteri; Anguilliformes; Congridae. The record is from RefSeq and is a predicted model, not a curated record. Gene Ontology annotation, cellular component: endoplasmic reticulum.
AACACUGCGGGGCAGGAAUUGACGGGAACCGAGGCGGAGAAAUUCAACCAUUUUCAGACUCGCUGUGCAGACGUAUAAACGAAAGAUGUUAUGGUAGUCUAGACACACUGGAGUGAAAAAGCACAAUGUUUGAACACAGGACUAUUGCUGCUGACGAUGAGUACCCAGCAGGAAUCUUCUAUUGCAUCUUUGCCAGGCUGGGAAAUCUUGAUCUACUGGAUCCUAUCCGUUGGGUCUCAUUUGUACUCGUUCUAUCAUCUGCACAGAUUCUCAAAAGAAUAUGAAGCGGGCCUGGAUAGGGAAUUUGAAUUACAGGAAGGAUUUCUCAUUCCAGGAUUUAAAAAGGACCCCACUGACUUUGAGUGGAGUUUCUGGAAUGAAUGCGGCAGAAAGAGUUUACUCUGGAGUUUUCUGGGCCAUGCAGUUGUAUCAAGACUGGCAAGCUUCUUCAUACCUCAGGGUCGAGUGGGGGUGCUGACGGGGUACAGUCUGCUGGUGGCCUGGGCGGUGCUGGGCUCCAGGGGUUUGGGCCUGGUCCUCCUGCACACCUGCCUGUACUUCGGGGUGGCUCACCUGCGUAGGCCCGCCCUCACCUGGACCUGGACACUGACGCUGCUGGCUUCACAGUACCUGAGCCCAGUCGAGAAGCUGCAGAGAAGCUGGUAUGAGACUGAAUCAGAGUAUUACCUGCUGUACUUCUGCGUGGCGUUUUGCUGUCUGCGCUCCAUCAGCUUCAGCCUGGAGCAUGCCUGGCGCCCUCUAGAGGUGGGAGGCCUCACUCGCUUUUGCUGGCUGACUGCCUACACCUUCUACCACCCUCUCUUCUACACUGGUCCCAUCAUCAGCUUCCGGGACUUCACCCAACAGAUGCAGGAUGCCGCUGGGAGCAUUCCCAGGCUGGACGUCCCCUCCCUGAUGGUUAGCAUCGCCCGUAUCUGCUGCUGGUGGCUCCUGGCCGAAAUCAUGAUCCACCUCAUGUACAUACACAGCAUUACCGGCCACGAGACAUACCUGCACUUCCUGCCUCCCUGGGCCCUGGGUGGGCUGGCCCUGGCUCUGGUGCAGUUCUUCUAUGUGAAGUAUCUGGUUCUGUUCGGCCUGCCCUCUCUCCUGGCCCGGCUGGACGGGCUGAGCCCACCCCGGCUGCCCCGCUGCGUCAGCAUCAUGUACAGCUUCACUGGGAUGUGGAGGCACUUUGAUGUGGGACUGUACCAUUGGCUAGUGAGGUACAUCUACAUCCCCGCGGGAGGCUCCCACCACGGGACCCUGCGCAAGAUGCUGUCCAUGGCCCUCACGUUCAGCUUCAUCUCUUACUGGCAUGGCGGCCAUGACUACCUGAGGAACUGGGCCCUGAUGAACUGGCUGGGGGUGAUGGUGGAGAACGGGCUGAAGGCGUUGCUUUGCUCACCUCGCGUAUACCCGGCCAUCGAGCGUUGCCUCUCCCCGUCCAUGAGGAGGCGCUGUCAGGCUUUUCUGUCAGCCUUCUCCACCGCCAUGCUCAUCCUCUCCAACAUGGUGUUCCUGGGGGGAAAUCACCUCGGGAGAAUCUUCUGGAAGAGAGUUUUCAUCCAAGGUUUGUCCACUUUCGCCGUGCCAACGCUGGUCUUCCUGUACAGCUUUGCUCAGAUCGGCUUGGAGCAGGACAGGAAAGAGCAGCUGUCAGCAUCCCAGAGGUCCUCAUAGACCCACAUCCUGAGAUCUGCGCUCCAAAGAACCACCAAUACCCACAUCGUGAAAUCUGCGUCCCAAAGUCCUGGAUAGACCCACAUCCAGAUCUAUCCAGCACACCUGCAGCUGAUCCAGCACACCAGGUGACAGGGCAAUGACACCCGCGCAACCUUAGGACAUGUGAUGUCAUGAGUCCCAUCUGUAUGUGAACGGCGGAAAAGAUGCAAGACGUUUCUGAAGCGCGCGUUACGCUUGUGUCUCUCACUGUUUGGAAGGUGUCCAAAGUGCGCGAAGUGGAGUUAUGGGGUCGACUCCAUUUCAGUUUGGUCGCUCGAGGAAGUCAAUGGAUCUGAUCAAGUUUACUGAAAAACUCCAUUAUGUUCUUUCAGGAUGUUCUUUGGAAUUAAUUUUAUUUAAAUUAAUUUCCCACAAGGGACUAAAUUGGAUUACUGUCGAUCUCUGCACUGGAAUACUUCUGUGUGUGAAUCUGAGCUUUCAGUAAAAGGCCUUCUGCCCUGGCCUUCCCUUGUGUUGAGAUGUCUUGCAGGAAUGUUCCAUCUUAUAUGUUAGGGCCAGUGUGGGUGCAGGUUAUUGUUUCACAUUAGUACUACCACUCCCAAUUCUACUUAUCAAGGCCUUGAUAGAAGACCGUCAUUAGUUAAAUAGUUAAAUCGGGUGUUGUAGUGCUUGGCGAAGACAAAAAUCUGCACCCACAUCAGCCCUUUUCUGAAGGAUUCCUGGACCAAUGACUCUUCCUCUGGUUGAUAACACUGAAAGUAUAUCCCUUUAGUACGCUAUCACUCUUUUACUGCAGUAUUGGCUGUAAGACCAAUUCUUCUCCCAUGAUUCCUGUGUAGCAGUUAAAAUAGAAGUGUGAACAGCCACUCCGCAGCUAGCUACCUGCGCUUCGUGUCGUAUGCAGUUUGAUCAGCUUACCCAUGAUGCAGCAGUUCAAAGGGCACUGGUUUCAUUUGCACAGCGUUCCAGGUUAGCAUCUCAGCCCAAUCACACAUCUGUUUCACAGCAUUCCAGGUUAGCAUCUCAGCCCAAUCACACAUCUGUUUCACAGCGUUCUAGGUUAGCAUCUCAGCCUAAUCACACAUCUGUUUCACAGCGUUCUAGGUUAGCAUCUCAGCCUAAAUCACAUAUGUUUCACAAUGUUCCAGGUUAGCAUCUUAGCCUAAUCAUACAUCUGUUUCACAGCGCUCCAUGUUAGCAUCUCAGCCCAAUCACAUAUCUGUUUCACAGCGUUCCAGGUUAGCACCUCAGCCUAAAUCACAUAUGUUUCACAACGUUCCAGGUUAGCAUCUCAGCCUUAAUCACAUAUCUGUUUCACAUCGCAGAAGGGAUGAAGCGGAUCUUUGGCAGUAAUCAGAUUAGUCAGCUGGUCAGAGCGAAAUCCUCCUUAAUUACCGCAGCUGAAAUGAGACUCCCGAUGUUUCGGGGACAUGAAUCUAACCCAGGACUGUUCAUCUGCAGUAUUACAUUUUAAAUAGCUUAUGAUAAAAGCGCAACCCUAUUAGGGACGGAUUACCAAUGUAAAAAUAAUUUCAUUUCACAUAAUGGUUAC